Zingiber officinale is the source of this 1513-nucleotide messenger RNA. RefSeq lists its product as uncharacterized. The record is from RefSeq and is a predicted model, not a curated record. Bases 167 to 1201 code for a protein of 344 amino acids. The transcript has 10 exons. NCBI's taxonomy places the organism in Eukaryota, Viridiplantae, Streptophyta, Magnoliopsida, Zingiberales, Zingiberaceae.
UUUUUGAAAUUGGAACGAAUUUGGCAAGAAAAUUAAUUUCGUCGCAAACUUUUCCCUAGCCCGAUGACCUCUAUUCUCUUCCAUCUUCACAUACCGUUGGCAGCGGCGGCGCAGCUCUUCCGAGGCGACGAUUUCCGUCAGAUCGACAAAUCAUCAAUUGGUAGUGAUGAUGAUGAGUAUUGGCAGAAGAAGGAUCUAUGAACUCUCCUUGCGGUCGAGUCCUGCUACUUCUGCCAACUUCUUGCGAAAUCCUUUCCCUGGCAUUGUGUAUUCAUCGACUAAUGAUGAUUCUACACAACUACUUUUCUUUCAUUCAACCCUUGUUGGCAAUGUUAGAGGGAUUACCUGUGGUAUUUUAGAGACUUCAACUUUUAAAAUUCAGCAACGGGAACAUGGUGCAUCUUUCUCUAAUACUGCCAUAACAUUUUUGUCAUCAGUGGCAAAUAAAGAUGAUGUUCAAACUACAGAUGCUCCUAUUCUUACUAACCUGGACCAGAGCUUGGUACUGGGUCAUGAUGAGAUACUUGAAACGGUAGAGGAGUUAUAUAAAAAAAUACUCAUGUCUAUUGAAGCUCGGACUAUGUCUCCAAAUGCUUGGUUAUGGUCUCUAAUAAGUAAAUGUUCAACCAGAGAUGAUAUAAAGCUUCUCUUGGAUGCAUUACACAAACUUCGUAUAUUUAGGUUAUCCAACCUUCGGAUACACUCAAAUUUCAAUUGUCAUCUUUGUAUGAAGGUGUCUGAGGCAUGCGCUCGUGCAAAUGCCCUUGAUUAUGGGUUAAAGACUUUAUGGAAGCACAAUAUCUACGGUUUAGCUCCAAGUAUCGGUUCUGCUCAUUAUUUACUGUCAUAUGCCAAGGAGCACAAUGACGAUCAGCUUAUGGUAAAGAUUAUGCGGAUUCUAGAAAGGAACUCAUUGCCACUUCAAGCAGGUACAGCAGACAAAGUAUUCAGGUAUUAUGAUAGUACACAAUUUCUGUUGUCAUUCAAUCUGCCAGAAACGAAGAAGCCACAAGUAGCAGAGGAACUGCAUAAACUGGUUAGUCAAUGGCCAUUGGACAUUAUAAAGAUUCAAAACAAGGAAAACAAACAGGCACUAGCUGAAUCGUUAAACAGAGACAUCCCUGCGAUGCUCAACUCCUUAAUAAGUUUAGGGCUUGAUGUUCCUGUGGAUGCAAACAAACUCAAUCCACUGGAAACAUGAGUUACAAUCUCGGAUCGACUUUGGUGCUUGCAAUUAAACUGGAGAAACCCAUCUACAUCCAUAGCUCCUAGUGCUAAUCAGAGCUUUCAAUUUUAGAUCUUAAUGCAUGCAAAUGAAAAUAAUUCUGUAGCUUCGCGUGUUGCGUAUCUUCAGUGGUAGCAAUAACAAGCAAAAUUAGUCGCAUAGCAAAUUUGAGCAGCAGGUCCAGAUUAUAUGGAUUUUCUUGGGAUGAUUCUAUAUAUGGUGGUGACAUCCAAGGGCCCCGGACCUAAAUAUUGAUAUCUUUAUUGUCAUGGCUUCUCAAUCCCCCAA